AUGGACGCCAGAGCGGCACAGCAACGACUCAUCAGCGAACACGACGAAGAGGGAGUCGACGGGGAGGGUCAGAAGGCCCAGGUCAUAAGGCAGGAUGACCAAAGAAGAAUGGCAGAGGCCCGGAGCCGCGCGAAGGGGCGUGCAGAUGAGCAGAUCAAGAACGACGCGCUCGCCAUCCGUCCGUAUCUGGCGGGGGCGGGGGCGGACGUGGAGGCAGUGAUCGUGGCCGGAGGGGAGACCCGGGCGGAGGCGGCGGUGGCGGACCAAGUUGCGCUGGGCGCGGCCCGUGCUGGUCUGUCUGGUCGAAGGGCCGUGGCCUGCCGGCUGCCGGCGCUCGCCUGGCACUCCCGCCUUCCGGCGCCUGGCGCCUGCCCCGGCCGCCUCGCCAGCGCCCUGGCGCCUCGCCCGCCGCCGCCCGCAGCCUUCCGCGCCCGCCGCUGCCCGUCGCUGCCCCGUGACGAGCCGGACCAGCGGCUGGCCGCAGCGAAGCUCAUGGACAAGGGGAACAACCAGUCUCUCAGGCUGUACCGAGUGCUGCUGAGUGGGAGGCUGUAUCUCAGGCGUCGCAUUUUCAAGGAUGUUGACAGCGCUGCGUUGGCCUUUCGUGAAUCCCCGACCCUGAAAGAGCAGUGGAAGCGGACCCGCGACCUGUCAUCGGAUCACCCUUCGGGUUUCAAUCAGAGAGUUGCUUCCACGUUGGGUUCUUCUACUGAUAUAUAUGUUGAGUGCCUCUGUCUUGACGCUGCUGAACUGGAGUACCUGUCGAAGAAGAAGAAGAGAUCCUUCAAGGUUGCGCCCUUCAACGGGUGGACGCUCGACGGUCGCCCAGAGCAGUGCUAUGCCAUCAUGAUAGACCUUCCGUACCAUGAGACUGCUGCAUACCGCAGGGUGAAGGUGUCUCUCGGCUCGGCUACGGAGCUAGAGAUCUUGCACGCGGACCAGCGCUCGGCGCCUUUUCAGUCUCAAGGCUUUCUCCAGUGUCAGAUGUGGACAGCUGAGCGGUGCGACGCCAUUGGCCACAAACAGCUCCUCGGCACCACCACCCGCGUCUCGCAGAUCAAGGGCAAGCAGGACGAGCUGCGCAAGAGGAAGUCUUUGGACUGCUACUCGGAGGCCGAGAUGGUGAGGUUCGGCAAGGCGUCCAAGAAAGGCACCCCAGCAGGAGAGGACGACGAUGACAUGGGAGGUGAUGUUGACGACUGGCGGUCGACCGUCACUGGGAUGCCUGCUGGGUCCACUGCGAGUGGUUCUGGAGGUCGUGGUUCGGCUGAUGCUACGGUUCCGAGGGCCUUCGGCAUCCCUACCGACAGCCUCGGCGCCGUGCGUGGCCUCGUGGUUCCGUUCAACUUCGAGUCAGCUGCUCGCUCGACGACCCCCGUGCCAAAGGACCUUCAGCGCUCGCCUUCCCCAGGUAGCCGACCUGGCGGGUCAGCCACUAAACGGGCACCGAGCGUCAACCUGGACGAUGCGGCCUCGGCGGCUGCGGGCAGCGCUAAGAAGUGGACGUCCUGCCCCAAAGAUCCAAAAGAUAAGGCCUUCUACUGGACCCAGGAAAACAAUCUGACAGACAUCCUUGACGAGAAGUCCCUCGGCAAGGAGAGGUCCGAAGGCAACGACUGCUUGGGCAAGUUGGCGAAUAAGAAGGAGCUCAGCGGCGUGUGGAGCAUGCUUCGUGAUCACAUGACCCUCGUAGACAUCUGCUGGAAGGUCAAGGCCAGCGCAGUGAACCAGCUCGACAACAGGGGCGAGGCGGCGCACCACGCGACGCUGAAGAAGCACAAGGUGAGGUACCCGUUCCGCAUGCAGGACUUCAUGACCAAGCGCCUCCUGAGGAAGAGGGCGAAGGCUGUCGAGACUGCGUCGGCGGCCACGUCGCAGAGCGACAUCGGCCUGUGCCCCUCCGAACAGCCCAAGCUUCAGGUGCAGCAGGCAGAUGGGGUCGCACCCAUCAGGCGGCCCCUCGCGAUCCACAGCGAUGAGGACAGCCGCCAACUGCCAGAGAGUGCCACCGCCACCGGCAGCGGUCGCGCUUGCUCCGAAGCCAGCGAUGACAGUGUUGGCUCUGCUGACUGCUCUGGUGGCAAGCCCGAUCCUCGGCCGAGCGGCGGUGGACAUGACGUGCUCCGCCAGCCCAGGGUCCACGGAAUCGACUUCCUCGACCGCAGCGGCAACCUGGUGCACGUGUCGGCCGAAAUCGUGGCAUGUGCAGAGGAGUGCGACGACCUCUUCGAGUGCUUGACUUUCACACUGACUGGUGACGUCCUGGCACAGGAGUUCGACCCCGAGGCGCCGUCGCUGCGGAACGGCGGGAGCACGGUGAAGCAGAAGCUCGAUUUCGCCAUGGAGUUCUUCAUCACGGAGGUGCUGUGCUCGUGGAUCCAGAGGGAAGCCGCGGCGUCGAACGCAGUGCUCUCGCUCUCCAAGGCAGCGCUGGCGGUGCUGAACCAGGACUUGCGCAGGGUUGACUUCCCUGGAGAGGUGAAGAAGGAAGCUGUGGAGAUGAGGUCUGUGAUGAAGGUGCUGCAGUCACUGUUCCACUCCGCAGACGAUGCCGCCACCUUGGCAAGCAAGCUGGACAUGCUGAAGGAGCUGGAGGCCGCGGAGGCGGAGAACACCGAUGGCAUUGCGGCGUUGGUCAUGAGUUCUAUGAAGGGCUCGCCUUAUUACGCGGACCUUCUGACGCGUCUGUCUGCUUGCCAGCCUGCCUGGGACAAAUACGGUACCCAGAUCAGUACUUCGCAGGAGUGGUUCGAUGGCUUUGAUGACUCGGACUCUGUUGAAGACAUGCUUUCGGACGCGAACUUCAAGCACACUGCGGAAGUGCUGGCGGCAGAGUACAAGAACAUACUAUCUUGGCAGACGGCUCCGUUCCGUGAGGGGUCCCUCGAGCCGAUCAUGUGCUCCGCGAAGAACGCAUUGAGGAUGGUUUUCAACAACAGUGCAUACGGUACCUGGCCCAGUUCGUUAAACCGGCCUUGUGAUCCUGCACAUCUGGAAGCCGCCCUCACGUCAGCCAAGCAGCUCUUCCCAGCUGAUGAAGAUUUCGCCAAGUGGCACUUCCAGUUCGAGAAGCAGAAGCAGACCCGCGCCGCCAUGGAGAAGCAAGCAGCCUUGAAGGAUAUCAUCAGUGAGGUGACCGCCAGCAUCACGAGGGAUAAGGAGGUGGCACUGGACGCGCGAGCCCGCCUGGAAGGUGCGCUGAAGAGCAGUGCGAGCAAGCAUGGGGACGCUGAGCUGGAGUUGUCGUUGAAUCAUUUGUUCUGGACAUGGUCGGCCAUCGUCUUUCAGAACCGAGUGGAUGGUAAUACUGAUUACGUCGCGGAUGAGACGUCCUUGACCCUCAUCGCAGGGCACCUGAAGCCAGGCGACGUGAAGAUAUCUAAGAAAGCCGCGCAGUUCUUGUGCGAGUACCGCGCCAUGCUCAUCGCUGCCGACGCGUUCGAUAAGCUCGGCAACUCCAUGGAGGAGAAGGCGCUCCACGACCAAGCUUUUCGCCGCAUCUCCGACCUCAAGAGCCGUGCCAUGGCUGUGAGCGACCUUGCAGAAUCAAUCAAGGACUCUUCUAAGCAGCACUGGGCUUCAUGGGAUGCGUCCAAUGCGAAGGUGGCCGCCGUGACGGAUGACUUGGACAAGGUUUCGAAGCACAUCGCAGAGUCCAAGAGGAUGGUUGUGGACGACGCCCGUGUUGCUCUCAGCAAGGUCAACAAAGGAGGCGCGAACGGCUUGCACUGGCACGAGAACUUCAAAGGCAAGACCCUCAAAGCGGUUAUCAAGUACGGCAUGACGCACCUCGUGAACUCCGAGUCCGUGGACCUGGACGCCAUGAUGAACAUGGCAACCCAGCUGGAGAAGGCCUUCGACGACUACAACUCGAUUCUCGAGGCCCUCCACCUCGACCCGCCGAGCUCCGACUACAAGCGCAGCGUCCAGCUGGCAUUGGACUGGGCUAACGCGACGGAGCUGAACGUUGGUGUCAUCAAGAGCCUCGACACCAUCACUGACAGCACGCUCUUGUACGAUGCCAUGCUGAAGCUCGACGGGGACAUCAAGAAACGCUGCAAGGUGCUCAAGAUGAUCGACGUGCUCCACAGCAUCGUCUUCAAGAAGGUCGAGUCCGUGCUGGGCGCCGACGCCUCUCCGGCCCUGCGCUGCCUCUCCGUGUGCGACCCUGUGCCUUCGGCGGAGGCGGAGUCCUGCGAGGCGGCCCCUGCGCCGUGGAUGCGCAGCGAAGAAGCGCUGAGCACCCUCCUGGAGAAGCAUGGCGUGAACACCCAGCUGUUUGGCGUGGGCUCCGCGAAGACGAUGGCGCAACUCCUGGGGGAGCUUCGCGGCCAGUCCUGCUUCCUGGAGUUCCCGGACGUUCACGGGAGCACCCGCGAGCUUCCGCAGCCGAGGAGCUCCCAGGUGCUCCGCAUCGUGGAGCCAGUCUUCAUCCGCCUCCGCUGGCGCGGGCGCGUGCUAGUGCAGGAAUCGCAGAGGAUGGUGGACGGACGCAUGCGUCAGCGCAACAUGCUCCUCGCCGAGAAGAAGGAACCCAACGACGGCGGCGGCUUCAUGGCAACCGUGGUGCGUGGGUUGAACGAGGAGCUAGGCAUCCCGCGCGAGGAUUUGCUUCAGGACGGAGCGCUCCGCUACCGCCCAGACACUUACCACUUCGAGAUCGAGCAGAUUGAGUCGCCCUCCUACCCCAGCUUGUCGUCGGUCUACCGCACGCACCACGUGCAGGUCGACAUCCUUGACGGUGGCCUCCACCUAUUCUCCAAGUGCGGUUUGCCCCAGUGCACACCCUUCACCACGUCGGAAACCAGCUCGCUCGGUACCACGACGCACUUCUGGAGGUGGAGCGACGCCGAGAAGGCGCUGCAGGAAGGGGUGGUGAAAUUCCCGCCCAAGGUGAUGUCGUCCAGCAGCCCGCCGUCGGCCCUCGCCGAUGCAGAAGAGAAGGCGGGAGACCACGACACGCGCACAUUGGGUGCAGGGGAGCUGUCCAGCGAGGAGGCCCUGGCAGGUGUCAUGCGGGCCGCGGGGAUCGACCCGGCCAGCUAUGGGACGGGGAAGGCGAAGUCCCUGUCCGCGCUCCUCAAAGAGGUCCAGGGGGGGGAGUCGUGCCUGGAGAGGACGGAGGACCCCCCAGGCCUGCAGCGCGUCGUGGAGCCAGUGUUCGUGCAGCUGCGCUGGGGCGACCGGGUGCUCGUGGAGGUGGAGCAGCGCCUCAGUGGCGGCACGACCCGCCAGCGCAACAUGCUGCUGGCAGAGAAGAAGAACCCGAAUGACGCAGACGCCGCGGCGACGGCCAUUCGCGGUAUCUUCGAGGAGCUCGACCUGCCCUCCGACCUGUCGCCGCCUGAGGACUAUUUCCAGUUUGUGCCAGAGACGUACUGCUGCCUGUCAGAGCACAUGGAAUCGGCUUCUUUUCCCGGUCUCCCUUGCGUCUACACCACGCACUACUGCAGCGUGCAGGUGAUGGAGUCAGGGCUGGAGAGGCUGCGGCAGACUGGAAUCCUGGAGGACCAGUUCGAGACGAAGGAGGCAGACAAGACCAACGUUUGGAGAUGGACCGACAUCAGCAAGGCUUGUGAGAGCAAGGUGAAGGGACUGCCAGACAUCAAGGCGCUCUCCGCCGCAGACGCCGGUGGCCCUUCCAAGGGCCAGGAGUCCUCCUUCGAGCCCGUCGGCAGUGUCCCGUCGGAGCCUGGGCUGCUGCGGGCCCUCCUGGAGAUGGGUGGCGUGAACGUCAGCUUGUGGGGAGGCUUCACGGUCGCCUCGUUGCGCUCGCUGGCGGACGAGCUGGAAACGGGGGCGUCGAGGCUGGAGAAGGACGCGAGCACUGGACGGCUGCGGCGAGUGGUGAGCUCGAGCCUCGUGCAUUUCAACCUCUCGAGCCCGGCCGGGCGCGGCGAGGCUCUCGACAACGUGCAGUUCAGGCAGGACCUGCAGUGCUUCGAGGUGGUGCACGUCGACAUCGCCUCGUACCCCGGGCUGUCCUGCGUCCACCGGACGCGCCGGAUGCAGCUCGACGAGGCGGGCCGAGGGCGCACCGGCAGCGUGACCCUGGGCGAGACGCCCAGGGGCGAGGGCGAGGAGAUCGCCAGUUGCGCAGAGCUUGGUAAGCAGAGCUCUGCGCCUGCAGACGUGCAGCUCCCGCGCCUGAUCGGGCGCAGCGAUUCAGGCAGCGCAGGCCCCGCCCUGCAGAGUCCCAAGGGCCCUGCAUCCGGCCGUGUUGAUAUCAGGCGCUUCACAUCGACAGCGAGCUUGGACACAGACUGCGGCACUCCCUUCAGCAAGCGCGACGGCUCGGUGGUCUCCAUCAACUCUAUCUCCGAUGGAGACGGCUGCCUCCUGCCCACGCUGUACAGUCAGCUGCAAAGUAUCCGCAGCAAGCUGCGAUUCAAGAUGGUCGCGAAGGAACAAACUGACGCCGCUAAACGCCCAGCGGAGCAGGUUGUGGCUUGUUCGUGCAGUAUCCAGCUGAUCCGCAAUGUCAACCCCCUGAACGCCACCUUCCAGUGCCGCUUCACGAUCUUCGUCGAGUGGCUGGACAAGGCAGCAGUCGGCCUCCCCACGGGCGACCUGGAUGAGGCCUCGGCGGGCUUGAUGAGCAUCCCCGAGAUAGAAUUGCAGAACACCCUGGCCACCAGCUUGAAGAUCCGGUCGCGGCCCAGGGUCGUGGCCUCGGAGACAGGCCACGUGGCGUGCAAGAUCCUGUACCAGGCCCUCGUCCAGAUGGAGCUCGACAUGCGCCUCUUCCCCUUCGACGCCCAGCGGCUGGUGCUCGUCCUCGGGCUGCGGGCGCGGCGCGACCGCGACCGCGUGCUGGCCUGCCAGUUCUGCCGCGUGGACGAGAGCAUUCGCCUGGAGGAGUGGCAGAUCAUGCACAGCUUCGCGCACAGCGACUCCCCGGACGGUCGCGCCCGCAUACAGUUCGGCGUCAUGAUCUCCCGAAGAUAUUGGUACUACCUCGUGAAUGUCUUCAUCACCCUGAUUGCUAUCGUCACCUCCAGCUUCGCGGGCUUCGUGCUCCCGGACUCGUACAUAUUUGACAGGCUCCGCAUAGGUGUGGCCGUCCUCUUCGCGCAGAUCACUUUCCGCCUCUCGCAGGACAACAAGCUCCCGAAGGUGGCCUACGCCACGAUCUUCGAUCAGUACGCGAUGUUCUGCCAGCUGACUGUGCUUGGCAUUAUCUUUGGUAAUAUUGUGACCAACAUGCUCGGGCAGGGGGUGUUCGGCCAAGCGGCUGCUGCUGCCGCCGGCACUGUGGACCUCGCCUUUGCCUGCCUGUUCUUCUGCAUCUGGACGCUCGGGCAGCUCUGCUGGCUGCUUGGCGUCUCGCGCAGGCGGCACAUGCAGCACCGCUCGCUCUUGCAGCUGGCGAGCUCUGGCAAGCACUCUGAGCAGCACGUGGCUGGUUCUGGCGCUGCCCAGCAGCAGUUGGCCAGCCUUCGGGAGAGCCUCCACUACCGAGGCCCUGCGUGCAGUCGCGACUCCAUUCUGGUGCCGCGAAGUGUCGGCCGGGCGGUGUCUAUCGACCUUUGCGUGUGGCUCCUCCACGACAUCAGCCCAAUGACGACCACUUUCGAGUGCAAGUUCUCGGUUACGCUCGUGUGGCUCGACGACAAAGCGAAGGGCCUGCCAGAGGGGACGCGGCUGAUGGGCGAGAAGCUCGGCCUGAUCGACAUCCCUGAUCUGGACGUCCACAACAAGGUUGAGUCGGUGCUGGAGGAGGGUCCUUGCGUGCGCGUGGCGUGCUCCACGACUGGCGAGGUCUCGGCGACGUAUCGGUUCCACGCCAAGGUGCAGAUGAACUUCGACCUACGCCAGUUCCCGUUCGAUUCCCAGCACCUGCUCCUGAACAUCACGAUGCCCAACGAGAAAGAUAAGGACCGAGCCUUUGUGUACCGCAGCCACCAGCUUGACGCCAGCGCCCAGAGCCUUGACGAGUGGUUCAUCCAAGGACACACUAUGUCUCCCGAUGUCAGCGACGACGUGGCCAUGGCCUCGCUUCUAAUUGACAUACGGCGGCGCUCCUUCUUCUACGUCGUGAGCGUGCUGGCUGUCCUGCUGGGGAUCUCGUCCCUGGUCUUCACGGUCUUCGUGAUUCCCAUGCAGCCUGACGGUCUUGACUAUGUGAACCAAGGGAAGAUCUUGGCCCCCCUGUUCAUGACUCUGCUCGCGUUCAAGCUCCUGACUGCGUCUGGUAAGCUGCCCACCGUCGCGAGCGCCACCAAUUUCGACCGGUAUAUGCUCGCGUGCGAGCUCAUGUUCUUCGCCACCAUCGUCAUUUGUGGCGCGUCUCGCUUGCUGGCGACGGUGCAUGGUGUCGACAUGGUGCAGCCCUACCGCGUCUUUGCGGCCCUGGUGUUCGUUUUCCUGUGGCUGGUCUUCAACGUGUGCUUCGCGCUCGGCGUCGGCGUGGGCCCCACGGGCGGGGGCGGCACGUCGUUGGAGGCUGCCGUGCUGGGGCAGACGCAGCCGUUCUACGGCGACUCCUCGCCGGGCUUCGAGGAGCAGCGCUUGCUGCUGCAGUCCCGGGGCUCUGCUCAGAGCGAAGGCCCGGUCGGCGCGCCCUCGGCGGUGAUGCUGCGCGUCGCGAUGCAGAGCGUGCACUCCGUGAAUCCGGCCGACGGCACUUUCCAGGCCGACUUCGUUGCGGGCCUCGAGUGGCUCUGCCCCGACGCGGUGGGACUAGACGCUGGCUCGGAGCUCUCGGGGGAGCAGCUGGAGUUGCUGCAGCGGCCGAAGCUCAUGGUCCAGAACGCGAUCAGCUGCUCCACCAAGGUCCUGGGCGGCGCGCGCGUCGUCGAUCCCGCCAGCGGCCACGUCACCUGCAAGGUGCACGUCAAGGCGCAGGUGCAGGUCCACUUCCAGCUCGGACAGUUCCCGUUCGACGAGCAGGUCUUGGAAGUGGUCCUCAUACUCCCCGACAUGGGCGACAAGCACAGGAGCCUUGUGAUCGAGCACCUCGACUGCGCAGACGUGGCGCGGUUGGGCGAGUGGGUCGUGCUCGGCGAUGUGUCGUCAUGUGGCCGCCGUCAGGGGAUCUCGUGGGCCUCGGUGGGAGUCCAGAUCCGCCGCUCAAGCCGCUACUACGUCCUGAACCUGGUGUCGUUGAGCCUGUGGGCCACCUUCGGCUUCGCCAUCUACGCCCUGGAGGUGGACGAUUUCCAGAAUAGGGGCAAGAUCCUGGUGGGCGUGCUGCUGGUGCAGAUUGUGUCGAAGCUCGUGGUGUCCAGCAAGCUGCCGCGCAUCGCUCGUACCACCCUCUACGACCGCGUCGCGCUGAACAAUCUGGCCAUGCUCUUCUGCAUCGGCUGCAGCGCCGCGCUCUGCUGCGUUCUCAACAGCGCGGAGGGCUACGAGGAGUUCAGCCGGGUCUGCGACCUGUCUCUCGCUUGCGCCGUCCUGCUGCUGUGGGUGGUGCUCAGCGCCAGCACCGCGCUUCAGGCUCGUGGGGGGCCUGCGGCCAGCCGCCACAGGGCCGGGGAGUCCGCUCCAGAUCCUGUUGCAGGCAAGGAGGAGCCCCAGACCGACGACGCGGCCGCCAUCGCCCGGGAGGUCGCUAUCAUGCGCCCCUCCGUGCAGCCAGAGCCCGCCGCGGGCGCGGAGGAUGGCCUGCAGCUCGGCCGCCGCCCGAGCGGCGUCCCCGCCGCCGCGCAGGACUGCGGGGCGGCCGUCUCCAUCGGCGCCACGGUCCAGUUCCUCACCGAUCUGGACACCGUCUCCGGCACCGUCGAGUGCAAGUUCCAUGUCUUCUUGGACUGGAAGGUCGGCCAGGGAGCGAUGCGCAUGCAGAGGCACGGGCGCAUCAGCAGGCGCACGUCCCACGGCGGCAGCGGAGAAGAGCAGAUGGCCAUACCGCAGAUCAAGCUCCUGAACGCGACCAAGAUCAUGAUGGAGGACUACUCCGACGUGAGCGUCGUGGACGUCGCGACGGGGCACGUCUCUUGCCGUGUUCAGUUCCACGCGCGCAUCCACAACAAGUUCGACCUGCGCAGCUUCCCCUUCGACUGCCAGAGGCUGCAGGUGGAGCUCGAGCUCCAGGGCUGCCCGGGCCGCUUCCUGGUGGGCGGCCGCUGUGGGAGCAUCGACCAGAACGGCAACCUGGACGGGUGGACGCUGCGGGCCACCUCGCUCGACGUCGACGGUGGGGGUCUGCCGCCUCGGCGCGCACGCGUCUCGAUGCUGGUGGAGCGGAGCUCGCGGUACUACCUCGUCCAGGUCAUCGCCAUCUUCGCUUGCUUGGCCACGCUGGUUUUCUCAUUCUACGUGGUUGAGGCGCAGUUCCUGGACAAGCGAAUCGUGGACGCGCUCAAGAUCGUCCUGACGAUGACCACCUUCCGGUUCUCGGUGGAGCACAGGUUGCCCAGGGUCCAGCAUUGGACGCCAUUCGACAUCUAUCAUGUGUCCUGCCAGGUCCUCUGCACGUGCAUUAUCGUCUCUUUCGUCGUGGCCAAGUUGGGCGAUAAGGACGGCAUGCGGCACUGCCAGACGCGGGAGAAGGAGGUAUAUGUGAUCGCGUCCUUGUCUUGCGCGUGGGUCGUAUGGCACAUCUGCUGCGGCAUCUACUCGCUGCGCCUCAAAGGCCGCGAUCUACGCCACCUGGCUCGGCCUUCCGAGCUACGACGCACGCGGGCACACCUGUCGCAGCAGUCGUCAGCGCACCCAGCAGUGGAGUCAGACACGCCUUCAAUGCCAGCUCGGCAGCUAGCAGCACUGCCCAGAGAGGCCGCUGACGGGAACGGCCUGGGCACUCUGGCAGCGCUGGGAGGCCACCUCGGUGUGGCGAGACCCCAGGAUUCGGCGUCUGACCAGGCAGUCCAGGAGACGCAGGUGAUCUCCAUCGCCUUCCGAAUUUGGCUCGUGCGCAAUGUGGACCUCGUCACAGGCACUUUCGAGUGUAAGUUCCGCGUCUUCCUGGAAUGGGUCGACGUCAACGCGGUAGGCCGGCCCAAGGGCCAGAAGGCCAAGCUGCCAGUGCCCGACAUCACGAUCACCAACGCCAUCCAGUCGCAGCUUUUGGAUGCCAGCUCGGCGCCCGAGGUAGUCAACCCAGACACAGGCCACCUUGCUGCACAGAAGCUCUACAAGUGCACAAUGCGGAUGGAUCAGGAGGUGCGGCAUUUCCCUUUCGACUGGCAGUGGCUCGUCAUCACCGUAAGCAUGCGCGACGAGGGCGAGUUCAACCGGCCCUUCUUCUUCCAGUACUGCGAGAUGGAGGGCCAGCUGCAACUGGACGAGUGGCACGUUCACGACCAGCCCGCGUUCACAACCCUCAGCAAGCACGACGCGCCCAGCAGCGAGGACACUGUGAUGUGUGGCAUUCUCAUCCGGCGCCAGCCCCGCUACUACGUUGUCAACAUUUUGUUCAUGCUGGGGCUCAUCACGUCUUUGUCCUUUUCCAUUUAUCAGGAGGGCGUGUUCUCUCCCAGUAACGCUGUUCUGGGAGCGCGCCGAGGUCUUCUUAGGCAUCUUUCCCCUGAUCGUCAUCUUCAAGAUGUCCGCGCAAGGCAAGCUGCCGCGCGGUGGCUCGUCCACGCAGUUCGACCGCUACGCGCAGACGUGCACGCACCUGUUCUUGCUGAUCGUGUUCGAGGCGAUGAUGGCCUCCUUGGCCGUCAUGGCCCCCACGUGGGCCAUCUGCUCGGAGACACCGCUGGCGGGGCUCGACACCCACGUCGUGCAGCUAGUCUCCACCAUGGAGGCUUGGUUCUGGCGGGCCCUCUGUCUUCUGUGGGUCGGAUGGAACGUGCGCUUCGCGGUGCAGGCGUGGCGCGUGCGGCAGCUUCGGCCCUUGGAGGCCUUGGGCAGCAGGGUCCCGAUCCGACUGCAGGACGAGGAGUGGAUCGCUGGCUGUUCCGCCGUCGACCCGGACUGUGGCGGCCUCGCGCCUGGCCUCUGCGAGCAGGCCGUGUCGGAGCGGGUCAGCAUGAGGAACAGCGUCGCCUCCAAGCUUGGUCGCCUCAGCGAGUCCCGCGGCUAGACGGGCGCGUGAGUCCGCGCUGCCGAAUCCCUCCACCAUUCUGCUGCCUCGCCUUCUUCAGACCCUCAAUUCCCUGUCCCCUUGUCCGCUCCCCCGUCCUGGACUUGCAGUGGUCCUUCGGUUGGCGUCGAGGCCUGCCGAGCCUCCAUCUUUUCAGCGCUAAGCUGGACGGCCAGUCGGCCACAGUUCGACUUAGAGGGUCUCCCGGCGAGAGGCGGUGGAGGUUGGUGAGGUGGUGA
Molecule: messenger RNA, 12216 nt
Organism: Prorocentrum cordatum
Lineage: Eukaryota; Dinophyceae; Prorocentrales; Prorocentraceae
Source: the annotation of a GenBank genome assembly